Andrographis paniculata is the source of this 3078-nucleotide messenger RNA. Its product is annotated as eukaryotic translation initiation factor. The record is from RefSeq and is a predicted model, not a curated record. Gene Ontology annotation, cellular component: eukaryotic translation initiation factor 4F complex. NCBI's taxonomy places the organism in Eukaryota, Viridiplantae, Streptophyta, Magnoliopsida, Lamiales, Acanthaceae. The coding region runs from base 251 to 2611 and encodes 786 amino acids. Gene Ontology annotation, molecular function: translation initiation factor activity; mRNA binding; protein binding. The transcript is spliced from 9 exons.
UCUCGCCAUUCUUCCUCCUCCAUUCUCCCUCCGUCUAGAGAGAGAGAGAGAGGAAAACCCAAUAAAAUUUCUCUCUCUAAAAGGGCUUCCUUCCUUAUCCCUUCCUUCCUCCCACCAUCACUUCGAUCUCCCCAUCUCGAUCGGAAUCUAUAUAUAUAUAUAUAUUUUGGAUAUAUAGAUCAAUCGGUUUUUUGUUUGUUCGACGGGAGUUGUGCGGUAGAUUGGACCAAAGUUUUUUGAUUUGCGAGUUAUGCAGGCUGAUCAGACGGUUUUGAGCUUGAGACCAGGUGGCGGCACUCGCGGCGGAAGCAGAGUAUUCGCCUCGCGCUCGGAUUCCUCGUCGGCGCCGAAUUCUGAUCCGCUACUGCGUCCCCAUGGCGCCGCCGCCGCUUCUGCGUUCCCUUCCUUCAAGACUGGAGAAUCUCAAUUUGAGGGCCAUGAACGGAUCCGGUUUACUAGAGACAUGCUGCUGCAGCUAAAAGGGGCGGUGGACACCAUCCCAGAUGAGAUUUUGAAAGUGAAACAAGAAGUUGGAUCUGAACUGUUCCUUACUGAUCCAAGCUGGGGCCGCGGAGAAAACAAUUCCCAGAGCCGGUAUUCUGAACAGGACAACCGUGACUGGCGUGGCCGUUCUGCACAGUUGCCUCCUACAGAGGAGAGAUCCUGGGAGGCUAUACGAGACAGAGAUUACGGUACCUGGUUUGACCCAAGGCAACAAGAUGCAAAUCAAUACAAUAAACAAGAUCAGCUGAAUUCCCAGUUUGCGAGAGCCCAAUUGUCUUCCAACCAAGGGCAGGCUGCUCCGACUUUGGUUAAGGCUGAGGUGCCAUGGUCUGCUCGUAGGGCAACUCUUUCUGAUAAGGAACGAGUUUUAAAAACAGUGAAAGGCAUACUGAACAAGCUGACACCUGAAAAAUUUGAUCUACUAAAGGAUCAACUGAUUGAUGCGGGUAUAACAUCGGCUGAUAUUCUGAAGGAAGUUAUUUCCUUGAUAUUCGAUAAGGCUGUGUUGGAGCCGACUUUUUGCCCCAUGUAUGCGAUGCUUUGUUCGGAUUUGAAUGAAAAGCUCCCGCCAUUUCCCUCGGAAGAACCUGGUGGUAAAGAAAUUACGUUUAAGCGAGUUCUCUUGAACAACUGCCAGGAGGCAUUUGAAGGUGCUGACAAGUUGAGGGAAGAGGUUGGGCAGAUGACUGCUCCUGAGCAAGAAGCGGAACGAAGAGAUAAAGAGAGGUUAAUCAGAAUUCGUACUCUUGGCAACAUUCGCCUUAUCGGAGAACUCUUGAAACAGAAGAUGGUCCCGGAGAAGAUUGUUCAUCAUAUUGUUCAGGAACUCCUGGGACAGGACGUGAAUAGCUGUCCCGCCGAGGAAAACGUCGAAGCCAUAUGCAAGUUCUUCAAUACGAUCGGAAAACAGCUCGACGAGAACCAGAAAUCGAAGCGAUUCAACGAUGUGUACUUCCGUCGCUUGAAAGAUCUGUCGACCAACCCUCAGCUUGCCUCGCGCUACAGGUUCAUGCUCCGUGAUGUCCUCGAGCUGCGCAGCAACAACUGGGUCCCGAGGAGGGAAGAGGUCAAAGCCAAAACCAUUACUGAGAUCCACUCAGAAGCCGAGAAAACUUUAGGUUUACGCCCGGGCGCAACUGCCAGCAUCAGAAAUAACCGAUCCAACACUUCCGGAGCGCAAGGGAACAUCAGCCCGGGCGGCUUCCCCAUGAAUCGGCCCGGUUCCGGCGGUAUGAUGCCCGGGAUGCCCGGGACCCGGAAGAUGCCCGGGGCGCCCGGAAUGGACAACGACAAUUGGGAGUAUCCUAAAUCACGAUCCAUGCCUAGAGGCGGCGGCGGCGACGGAUCCAACAAUCAGGCUCCGGCGCGCGGCGGCGGUCCGUCGCCCCUGAUUGCGAAGACGCCGUUGAAUCAGCGUCUUCUUCCCCAGGGCAGCGGCGGUUUUGUGGGCGGCCGUAGCGCCCUGGUGCAGGGCGGCGGUGGUACUGCCCCCCCUGCCCGACCUGUCACCCAAGCACCAAGUCCUGUUAAACAAGCGCCCACCCCCUCGAUGGCCCCUGUGGUCGACAAACCGUCGGCUCCGGCGACAGCGAAAUUCAGCGUUGACGAGCUCAGCAAGAAGACGAAGUCGCUGGUGGAGGAAUACAUAACGGUGCGGCUUCUGGACGAAGCGCUUUUGUGCGUCGAGGAAUUGAAAUCUCCGUCUUAUCAUCCGGAAGUUGUGAAGGAAGCGAUUUCGCUCGGGUUGGAGAAAAGCCCGCCGUGCGUCGAACCGAUCGGGAAGCUAUUGGAGUAUCUGUUCGCGAAGAAAGUCCUCGGCGCGGCGGACAUUGCGACCGGGUGUCUUCUCUAUGCGUCGCUUCUGGAAGAUCUCGCCAUCGAUUUUCCGAAGGCGCCGCCCAAUUUCGGCGAGAUCGUCGGGAUUUUGGUGCUCGUCGGAGCUUUGGACUUCAAGGUGGUUAAACAAAUCCUGGAAAAGAUCGGUGACGACUAUGUCCAGAAACCCGUUCUCGCCGCCGUCUUGAAUUCUGUCGGGUCUUCUCCAUCGGGGAAGGAAAUGUUGCGCGCGCAGGAAUCUGACGUUAAAGCCUGCGAGGCCCUUCUCUAGGCGUCGGAAAAAAAGUCGGAUCGGAAUAUUGAUUCUUCUUAAUUCUCAUGUUGCCGAUGGUUGCGCGGAUUGGAGUUACAGGUAAUGUUGGCGAAUCGAACUACUCUUCUUUCUCUAUAUGUUUACUACUACUCUCGUUUUUUGACGCGAUAUUAGUGUGUUUUGUUGAAUAGAGAAAAAAAAGUUUUUUAGAGUAUAAAAAGGAUUUUGAAUUCUCCGGCGAGGGCUGUGGCUAAUCACCGGCUGCCGCCGUUGCUCGGGGAUGAAAAAAUUGGGUCUCUUUGUGAGGAUGGAUCAACCCGUCCUUUGUCGUCGUCGUCGUUGCCGUUGUUUUUGUAUUCGAUUAGUUUUUAAAUUUUAUUUAUUUUUGUUGACUUGGUUAAAUUUUGACGCCCUCAUUUAUCUGGACUUUUGUAUGAUUUGGAGAAUUGGAUCGAUGGAUUAUAUGGCAUUUUGUUUUUGCUGUU